CACCUGAAGUCCUCGCUGUCGUUGGCAUGGUAUGUCCUAACCAAAACUCUCUCUCUCUCUUUCUGACUAACCAACCCAACUUACUAGGAAGAAGAAAAAGUAUACUAUGAAUAUAAAAUAGACAACAAAAUAGGAAGAUUCUAAAGAAACAAAUCAAGCCUUGUUUUUUGGGUGCCAGUUUAAAAUGGCUUCCCAUACUCAUAGAAUACAACAACUACCGAACCCCUCCCACGACCCACAUUUUCCAUCUCAGUCUUAUCUAACCCAACCCAUUAUCCUCUAUUCCUAGGCAAUUCCAAGAAGAUCGCGACAAAACAAUAAAGAUUUGAAGAUUUCAAAUUUGGAGCACAUUUUAUUUGUUGAGGUGAUUUUGGUUCACCUUCUCAAACAAAGCCUCAUAGCAUUAUAUUACUAUUUGUUAGAGUUCAAGAUCUGUUUCUUAAAGAGGUUGUUAUGUAAUAGCUACAAGUUUUAAUGGGAUUGCCUUUUCAAUGGCUAUUCCCGUCUGCGAUUCAAGAAUUCCACAUGAAAGACGGGAAAAGGCUUUCCGGGUUAUGUUGAUGAUCGACUUCUGCAAGAGAUUGUACAUCAUAUGGAUGGUAUUAUCGUUAUCAUUAUCAUCAUUUGCUCAAGGAUCAAAUCACUAUGACCUUAGGGCUCUAAAUGCAUUUAUUCAUCGUCAAGCAAAUAACAUUCUAGUACAGCCUCAUACAGGCAUUCUUUACAGUAUUCCUCUCCCUGCUAACUUCUCGGGCAUGGAGGUUUCAGUUAUUAGACUCAGAAGAAGGCAAUUUUGGGCUAAAGGAGCUAAUAUUAGUUUCUUUCAUAUCCCAUCAGGAAUUCGGCCAAUGCCUUACGUUGAAAGGCUAGCCAUACUAUAUCAGAACUUUGGCAAUUGGUCUUCUUAUUACUAUAAUGUGCCUGGUUAUAGGUUGGUUGCGCCUGUUUUCGGAUUCCUGGCUUAUGAUUCUAUGCAUUCAGGAAUGAUAGGCAUACACCAGCUCAAGUUCUACGGCCUGAAGGACCCCAUUGCAGUUCAGUUUUCUCAUCAUUUACUAGAAGGAAAAAAUGUGACACCAAAAUGUGUCAUAUUUAGUGCUGAUGGGUCAUUUAAAUUGCAGAACAUGAGUAAGUCUUAUGUUUGUCAUUCACUAGGUCCAGGUCAUUUUUCUGUUGUUGUUCCAAAUGAAGAAGAGAAUAGAUUGAAAUUUUGGGUGCUGGGAUUAGGGCUGGGAUGUGUUGGAUUGGUUUUAUUGGGUGUGGUUGUGGUGGUCAUUUUCAGAGUGGUAAAAAAGAAGAAGCUCAGGAAAAUGGAGAAGCAAUCUGAGAAAGGGGUGGCUAUUGAUACAUUCUGGAUAGGAGGAACAAAACUGCCUUCUGCAUCAAUGAUUAGAACUCAGCCAGCCCUUGAGAAUGAAUAUGUUCCCUGAUUCACAAUAUAAUUUCUUUGUACCUUUUUUGUUUCCCCAUUUUUACAAGUGAAGAUACCUUAAUUUGUACGUCCUUUAAAUUUUAGACAGACAAAGAAACAAA
Messenger RNA from Quercus lobata, 1533 nucleotides. Its product is annotated as transmembrane protein, putative (DUF1191). The coding region runs from base 492 to 1430 and encodes 312 amino acids. The transcript has a single exon. The record is from RefSeq and is a predicted model, not a curated record. Gene Ontology annotation, cellular component: membrane. Lineage: Eukaryota; Viridiplantae; Streptophyta; Magnoliopsida; Fagales; Fagaceae.